Erigeron canadensis is the source of this 708-nucleotide messenger RNA. Its product is annotated as early nodulin-93-like. NCBI's taxonomy places the organism in Eukaryota, Viridiplantae, Streptophyta, Magnoliopsida, Asterales, Asteraceae. The record is from RefSeq and is a predicted model, not a curated record. The transcript is spliced from 5 exons. The coding region runs from base 83 to 454 and encodes 123 amino acids.
CAUUCCAUCCACUUCAAAUUUACAUUUAAUUGAUUGAUACCUGGGGUGUGAAAAAAAAAAGAGUGAAAAGAAGAAGAAGAAAAUGGGAAUACCAAUGGAAAUGAGAGACGCAUGGGUAAAUAAUAGAAAUAGAAAGAAUCAAAGUUAUAAGAAUAAAGAGAUGAUAAUAAUUCCUUCUCCUGAAGAAGAUCUUAAGUUUCUCAGAUCACAGAUGUGUACUCAAGAAGGAGUUCGUGCGGGAGUUAGGUCAGCUUCCAUCGCAUGUGUCGCCAGUGCUAUUCCUACGUUGAUUGCUGUUCGAACAAUUCCAUGGGCAAAGGCAAACCUGAAUUAUACUGCUCAGGCACUCAUCAUAUCUGCUGCAUCAAUUGCAGCAUACUUUGUCACUGCUGACAAGACCAUCUUGGAGUGUGCAAGGCGAAACACACGCGAGCUCUAUAAUAAGCCUUCUUAAAGAGAUGACAACUGUUACACAACUCCUUGGUCCAUUGAGUUUAAGCUUUCUGGGUUGCGUGCACCUUCUGCCAUACCGUUUUGUCUAGCAGUGAGAUGCCUAAAGUUCAAUAUGUGUUCCUAUUUAAUAGUUCACUUGAUAUGUCGUUAGAAGGUCAACUUUUUACGCUUUUAUGGUUCAAGUUUAAAGCAAGUCUAUAAUAAGGAUUCUCUGGCAGUCUAGCUUGUUUUGAAUGAACUUACAUUUCCUUCUCC